Messenger RNA from Mercenaria mercenaria, 1704 nucleotides. RefSeq names its product sialate O-acetylesterase-like. The record is from RefSeq and is a predicted model, not a curated record. The transcript has 11 exons. NCBI's taxonomy places the organism in Eukaryota, Metazoa, Mollusca, Bivalvia, Venerida, Veneridae. Gene Ontology annotation, biological process: carbohydrate metabolic process. Gene Ontology annotation, molecular function: sialate O-acetylesterase activity. The coding region runs from base 83 to 1618 and encodes 511 amino acids.
UUAUCAGGCAGUUGAACAAUAACUUUGUGAAGUGGCAUUAUAGUACAUAGCUCCACUGAUAAGGAUUAAGGUCACGUCAAACAUGGAGCUCAAAGUUGCUGUAUUUCUGACAACAUGUCUUACUGUCGGUGUCUAUGGUGCUCUGCGGAUGCCAAAAUAUUAUAGUGAUCAUAUGGUUCUACAGCGCGCACCUGCUCGCGCCAUCUUGUGGGGAUAUGCUGACGUCAUCGGAGAUACAGUCGUUGUUGUCAAGAAUGGCAUUCAAGUUGAAGAAACAACCGUUCAGAAAAGUGCCAGUAAUGGAACCGUAGGGAUCUGGAAACUAAAAUUGCCGGCUGAAAGUAAUGCUGGACCGUACGAGAUUCAAGUAAAAUCUAGUGAGGGAAUUCUCUCAUUUGCUGACGUAAUGUUCGGAGAUGUUUGGAUGUGUUCGGGACAGAGUAAUAUGCAGUUUCGUAUGAAGGAGGUGUACGACAGUGCACAUGAAAUCGACGAUGCUAUACAAUACAGAGACAUUCGAAUGAUAUUUUCUGAUUUGGUAAAAUCGUCCAUUCCACUUGAUGAUGUGUCAUUAAGACAUCCAUGGAUAUAUCCAAUCAAAGGAAUCAUAGACGAGUUUUCUGCACUUUGUUUCAUGUUCGCACGUGACCUUCAGAAAGAUUUAAACUAUCCAAUAGGAAUAAUUGAAUCUAAUUGGGGUGGUACUCGGAUAGAAGUGUGGAGUUCCCCGGAUGCUAUCAACGCAUGCCCAACAACAGUAAAACCGAGCCAGAACAAGUAUGUCCCAACAGAACCAGAAGUUCUGUGGAAUUCUAUGAUACAUCCUUACCUACAAAUGACAAUAAAAGGUGCCAUCUGGUAUCAGGGAGAAUCGAACGCCGGCCGCCCUGAUCUAUACGCCUGCCAGUUUCCUACCAUGAUCAACGAUUGGAGGAAAAAGUUCCAUGCUGCCUCGGAUGGCGAGACAAUUGAUCAUUUCCCAUUUGGCUUUGUGCAGCUCGCGCCAUACCGUACCGGUAACACAAUUGGGGGUUUCCCUCCAACAAGAUGGGCACAGACGACAGAUGUUGGAUAUGUACCAAACAUAAAUAUGCCAGACACUUUUAUGGCGGUUGCAAUAGAUCUGCCAGAUUUUAAUUCGUCGUCAGGAGCCAUUCAUCCUACAUAUAAACAAGACAUCGCAUCUCGUCUAGUUUUGGGAGCCAGGAACGUUGCCUAUGGCGAACAUAACGUCAUUUUUCAAGGCCCUUUUCCAACCGCUUACCGCGUCGAUAAUGGACUACAUAGCUUAACUAUAACCUUUGACAAUGGUACCGGAAGUUUGCACAAAAACAACAACAACGGUUUCGAGGUUUGUUGCGCGAGCACGACAUCCGGCUGCAGUUAUCCUGCCUCUUGGAUCGCCGCUCCAGUUAAAGUGACAAUGACCUCGGAAGUUGUAAUUGACACUUCUAGUUGCCAUGGAAACUAUCAUAUUGCUGGUGUCAGGUACCUUUGGAAAGAGAGUCCGUGUGCACUGAAGCAGUGUGCUUUAUAUGACAGCCACACACAGCUUCCUGUGCCGCCAUUUAUAAAGAUAGAAGUCUUUAAGACUGCAGCAAGCAUUGUUGUGGGCUAAAAUAUCUUCAUUUCGUACAUUAUGAACGUACAAACAUAAAUAUCAAUGUCUGUUUUAUAUGUGAGCCAAUAGUAAUAACAAGGACA